CGUAGUACGGACAAGUAGAUAAGGAUGGAUUUUUCCUCCGCUCGCUUGGCUAUUUUGAAGGUGCUGGAGGGUGUGCGCGCGGAAGAGGUGCCCCGCCUAUUGCAUUGGAUGAGAACGACCAAUGACUUCGAUGAAUUUAGGUCCACUAAUGAUGAUGUUCUUCUCAGAAGUAUUGCUGAAGAUCUUCGACAUUUUUUGCCCACUGAUGGAAUGCUUGCUUCUGAGCACUUCGCUAUUCAAAAACUAUAUCAGCAAACAAAGCCCACUGUGCAUAUUGAUGCAUUCCUUUAUGAUGAUGAAAUUAUUGAUUCCUUAUGUGAAGAAGGGAAGAUGAGUAGAAACUACUGCCUAACUUGUGGUUCUCAUCAGACAGCGCCAUUAGAGUUCAUUUCCCAUUCAUUUUCCCUCAUGGAACUGAAAUUCCUCUACUACCAUGUUCUACCUGAUUUGACAGGGAAAGUAGUGGUUGAUGUUGGUUCCAGACUUGGUGCAGUACUGUUUGGGGGCUACUUUUACAGCUCAGCAUCUCAGAUCUAUGGAGUUGAAAUGAAUGCAGAUUUUUGCCACAUGCAAGAAGUUAUUGUUACCAAAUACCAACUUGAUGAAAGAAUAAAGGUGCUUAAUGCAGACAUACGUACCCAGGCUUCGCUUCUUCAGAAUGCUGACGCUGUUGUAAUGAAUAAUGUCUUUGAAUAUUUCCUUGACAAAGAGGAACAGGCCAGAUCCUGGGAAUUUAUCAGUCAAAAUGUAAAAAAGAAAGGAUCAUUACUGGUCACAGUUCCAAGUCUUGAGGAAUCUUUAUCAAAUCUUCAGGUGGACAUUCAGCUCAGCCAGUGGGUGGAAGCAAUGCCAUUACUCUAUGAUGUAUUCUUGGAGGAAGAUGCUGAUAGAGAAGCACUUAAACAAAUUUACUUGUAUAAGAUUCUAUAAUAUACUUAUUCAGUCUGUAGAAUUGUGGUUCAUACCGUAGUCUUUUCUUUCUUUUUUAAUGGCAGCGUGUGGAGCCUGCAGCUCUUUCUGGGAGAUAAAAUGAAAAGGCAGAGAA
Messenger RNA from Gekko japonicus, 1045 nucleotides. RefSeq lists its product as uncharacterized. The transcript has 8 exons. The record is from RefSeq and is a predicted model, not a curated record. Gene Ontology annotation, molecular function: methyltransferase activity. Bases 25 to 930 code for a protein of 301 amino acids. NCBI's taxonomy places the organism in Eukaryota, Metazoa, Chordata, Lepidosauria, Squamata, Gekkonidae.